Scomber scombrus (Atlantic mackerel) is the source of this 2028-nucleotide messenger RNA. RefSeq names its product synaptophysin-like 2b (gene sypl2b). The record is from RefSeq and is a predicted model, not a curated record. Lineage: Eukaryota; Metazoa; Chordata; Actinopteri; Scombriformes; Scombridae. Bases 127 to 861 code for a protein of 244 amino acids. Gene Ontology annotation, cellular component: synaptic vesicle membrane; synaptic vesicle. The transcript is spliced from 6 exons.
UCACCUACUACGACUCACUGAAGUUCGAGAAAAGUUUGACAAGCCCGGAGAUCAUAAAGGAGGAGAUACAGACCCGCAGAGGAGACACAUAAUCGAUACUAAAGGUGUUUUGCUCCUCCAAAAACGAUGAACACCGUUGGCCAGAAAGUGCUGGCUUCUGGGUUUAAUCUUGACUUGGGGCCCCUGAAAGAGCCGUUGGCUUUUAUCCGUUUGCUAGAAUGGGUGUUCUCCAUAUUUGCCUUUGCUACGACUGGAGGUUACAGCGGCAUGAGCAGUGUCAACAUCCAGUGUGCUGGGGCAGCCAGUCAGGAAAUACAUACAAACUUCAACUACCCGUUCAGGUUGAUGCAGCAUCCGUAUGAUGUUCCUGACUGUAAAGUUAAUCAAACUACCACCGUUUCUUACUACCUGACUGGAGACCACACAUCCUCGGCACAGUUUUACGUUUGCAUCGGAGUGUUUGCCUUUCUCUACAGCACUGCUACACUGGUCCUCUAUUUGGGUUACCAGCACUUGUACAGGGAAUCAAGUCGUGGCCCCACUGUGGACCUGCUGGUGACUGCGGCCUUCGCAUUUAUGUGGCUGGCAUCAUCCUCUGCUUGGGCUAAAGGCCUCUCCGAUGUGAAGUGGGCCACCAGUCCUUCAACCAUUGUGUCUGUUAUUGAGGUUUGCAAGGAUCCCAAGAACAAGUGCACCCCAGGUGCUAUGCCUCACAUGGGCCGACUAAACGCCUCAGUGAUUUUUGGUUUUCUUAACCUCAUCCUGUGGGGUGGAAACUGCUGGUUCAUCUACAAGGAAACACCUUUCCACCAAACAGCCAGCCCGCCUGCUGACACCGAGGGGGGAGUCAGGCCAUCGUAACUGCACAGCUUCCUCAUUUCUUAACUGUCUAACAUGUAGUGUUGUUAAAUGAGUUAUUUUGGUACUAAUUGUUCAAUUGCUGUAGAUUACAAGGUACACACAUUUCAAAAUAUGACUGCUCCUUUUUUGCAAAACAUACAUUUUAAAUUUAGGACUAUUAUUUCAAAUUCAUUUCGAAAGGUACUAAAACGUGAGUUGUUCAGACUGAAAUCAGGUCAGGAAAGUACCGCAGGUGUGUACUGUUUAGCCUUGUUAGUGAUACACCAUAAUCGGUCUCCAUGUUUACUGCCAUCAUUCCAAAACUCAGGGCUAUUGAGAGUACAAAUGACAAAAUAAAUAAUUAAUAUGAAAUACUUGAAGUGCAAUUGUUAUUAUCACAAAUGUAGACUGUACACAAAAUAAAAUUGCAGUCCAAUCCAAAAAAUGUAGGUAUCAGAAAUUUGAGUUAAAAUGAAUUAAUUUUAAAUAGUACUUAGUAAUUACUAUUACUUAGUAAUAGUAAUUUGGAAAAAUAAUUCAGUUGCCAAUGAGAUUAACUGUAAAGCAAUUUUUGGUUUUUUUUUUCUGUUUCAUUGCUAUGUUGCACCUCAUCAUCUCAUUAUGUUAAGCUAAUCUCGCUAUUUUAGCACAACAGCUGAAUAUUUUGUUAUAGGCGUUGGAUGUAUUUGUUUGGAGCAUGCUAGUUCUUUUUGAACUUAACAUUUAAAACUAUUACUUAUUUGGUAUUAUUUGCAGAUGUUUUUCUGAAAGUAGGGCAUUUUUUUAUCUUUGUCCUGCAUGUUUAUAAUGUUCAAAUCAAGGAAUUUAUAGGACAAUUGCCCAUCAAGGUCCUGUAAUAUUUCAAUACCAAUGUACAAUCAACUUUAUAACUUUACCUAGUUGUUGUUUUUCUACUCAUUUUUAUUUGUCUGAUAACUAACCUGUUGUUAAUUAACUGCAUUUAAAAAAAAUCUUGCUUUAUCUUGGCUUCUACCUCCACGUAGUUAUAAGGGAAGGCAAGCUAUUUGUUUCUCUAUUAUUGCCAUGAUAAUGAUUUCUUACUUUGAUGAAAGCCUUUCUUGAUUCUCUACUUCACCUCUGUGUCGAUAAAAGUGUCACAUGGAUGAAACUGCAGUACUGGACAGUGUGGACAUGAAAUGCUGUGUGUCAUUAAAAACAAGAACUGGA